Messenger RNA from Lactuca virosa, 1643 nucleotides. The record is from the annotation of a GenBank genome assembly. Lineage: Eukaryota; Viridiplantae; Streptophyta; Magnoliopsida; Asterales; Asteraceae.
CGUCUUUGAUCAAAACAAGAGGCUUAAUUGCACCGACUAACGUUAUCCUCCAAGCAAACACCAACCCCACCAUGGAGCCAGUCCGUCCUUUGACCGACUUCCCUCCUUCCAUGUGGGGUGAUCGCUUCUUACCAUUCUCUCUUGACAAUUCACAGUUGGAAGAACUUGCUAAGGCUAUGGAGGAGCCUAAAGAACAACUGAGAAGAUUGAUAAUCUACCAAACUAUUAAUUCAACCAAGAAGCUAAGUUUGAUUUAUUACGUGUAUCGUCUUGGCUUGAGUUAUCAUUUCAUGGAAGACAUCGAUGGCCAACUUGAUAAACUUUUCAAAGAGCUGAACUUGCAAGAUUACCAUGAAGCAGAUCUUUAUACAAUUUCUAUUCUCUUUCAUGUUUUCAGAAGCCAUGGUUACAAACUACCUUCUGAUGUGUUUAAAAAAUUCAAGGAUUGUAGUUCCGGUGCAUUCAAAGAAGACAUGAUUACUAAUGUGAAGGCUACGCUAAAUUUUUAUGAGUGUACGCAGUUGAGAAUAAGAGGAGAAUCUAUUUUAGAUGAGGCAUUUGUUUUCACAGAAGCUCAACUUAAGAGUGUUGAAAAUACACUCGAAGGUAAUCUUGCACAGCAAGUGAAACACGCAUUGAAGACACCCUUUCAACGUGGGCAUACAAUGGUAGAGGCAAAGCUAUAUUUUCUUAAUUAUCAAGAAGAAUGCUCCACGUAUGACUCACUGCUAAACCUUGCUAAGGUGCACAUCAAGUGGUGGAAGGAUAUGAACUUCGACGUGAUAGCUCUAUAUGCAAGAAACAGAGUAACUGAGCUCUAUGUCUGGGUGUUGGCAUUAUUCUUGGAGCCUUAUUAUUCUCAUUCUCGAAUCAUAACAUCAAAAGUCAUAGUGUUCUUGUCAUUGUUAGACGACACAUAUGAUGCCUAUGCUACUAUUGAGGAGAUGCGACUUAUAACCCAUGCAAUAAAUAGGUGGGAAAUCAGUGCUAUGGGGCAACUUCCAGAAUUUUUUAAACCAUUCUAUGAAAUUAUAUUGAAGGAGUAUGAUGGAUUUAAGAAACAAAUACCUCAAAAAGGAAGAGUGAAUCUUGUUGAAGCUUCAAAACAUGCACUUCAAGAACAAGUUAGAUCUUACCACCAAGAAGCUGAAUGGAGACAUAUUGGAUAUGUGCCAUCAUUUGAAGAGUAUAUGAAGAAUGGUUUAAUAAGUUCUAGUUACGACCUUCUUUCAAAAACCGCCUUGGUUGGUAUGGGUAAGAUUGUUACUGAACAUGGAUUUGCUUGGCACAAAAGUCAUCCAAAGAUCUUGACAGCUUCGGAAACUAUUUCAAGACUUCAUGAUGAUGCUAAAACUUUCGAGUAUGAGCGUGAAAGAGGAAUGACAGCCACAGAAAUAGAUGCGUAUAUGAAGACCUUUGGGGUGUCAGAAAAUGUAGCUGUCAACGAGAUCAUGAAAAAGGUGGAAAAUGCAUGGGAAGAUAUUAACGAGGGAUGUUUAAAGCCAAGAGAAGUCCCAAUGGAUCUAAUUAGUCCAAUUGUUAAUCUUGCAAGAAUGACAGAUGUGGCAUAUAGGUACGAUGAUGGGUACACGUUUCCAGAAAAGACCUUUAAAGAGUAUAUUACACUCUUGUUCCUUGAUUGA